Messenger RNA from Lotus japonicus, 9368 nucleotides. Its product is annotated as BEACH domain-containing protein C2-like. Lineage: Eukaryota; Viridiplantae; Streptophyta; Magnoliopsida; Fabales; Fabaceae. The transcript has 32 exons. Gene Ontology annotation, molecular function: protein binding. The record is from RefSeq and is a predicted model, not a curated record. Bases 202 to 9030 code for a protein of 2942 amino acids.
UGACUGAGCAAUGCCACUCAACCCUCUCUCUCGCGCCAAAUUCGCCUUCUCUUCCUCUCUCUCACACACUCACACACUCUCAUUCCAUUUCCAUUCCAUCUUCGAUCCAAAUUCCGAACGUCACUCUGAUCUCGACCAAGGUGGAUUGGGGUUUUCAUUAUAUACUGAUGAACAUUUUGUAGCUUAUCUUGAUAUCGUAUAAUGGAAGAAGAGGAAAAACCGAAAGAGAUGAAAGUAACUGGUCAUGAAUUAGAUAGUGGUGAAGUGGUAGAUAGUAAUGUGAAACAAUUUGCUGAGAGUCUUCGGGAGGAGAAUGUUAAUGCUGGCAGUGGCAUUGGGGAUGAACAGGCAGAUGAAAGGGUACACUUUCAAGGACAUGGGGUUGAUUCAGUAACCACGGGUAUGGUUGGGAACCAGUUUGAGCAUGUAUCUUUGAAAGGACAAGAGACGAAUAAUGAAUAUGUGGGUUCAAAUCCAUCCGAAGGUUUAGAUAAUUUACAGCAUGCAUUGAGUGAAAAUGAGGAGCAUUUUCAAUGUUCAUCUGGGAUGUACUCGCCAGAGUGUGCUUCUUCCCCAGUGGCUGUCAUGCAGCAUGGACAUUCUCCUGUUAGUUCUCCACAAAAACCUAGGCAAAAAAGUUCUAUGCUAAAUGUGUCUGCAGAAUUACUACAUUUAGUGGACUCUGCUAUCAUGGGGAAACCUGAAGGUAUGGAGAAACUGAAGAAUAUUGCAAGCGGGGUAGCAAAUUUUGGGAGCGGUGAAGAAAUGGAGAGUGCAUCCUUUUUAAUAGUAGAUUCACUUCUUGCAACAAUGGGUGGUGUUGAAAGUUUUGACGAGGAUGGUGAUAAUAAUCCUCCUAGUGUAAUGCUGAACUCCCGAGCAGCCAUUGUGGCUGGUGAACUUAUUCCUUGGCUUCCUUAUACAGGUGAUUCUGAUGUUGUCAUGUCACCUAGGACACGAAUGGUAAGGGGACUUCUUGCCAUAUUACGGGCUUGCACUAGAAACAGGGCAAUGUGCUCUAUGGCCGGUUUGUUAGGAGUACUGUUGAGAACAGCAGAGAAAAUUUUCACUGUCGAUGUUGGCUUAAAUGGGCAAAUAAGGUGGGAUGGAACUCCAUUGUGCCGCUGCAUACAACACUUGGCUGGGCAUUCUCUUAGUGUCAGUGAUCUUCAUAGAUGGUUUCAAGUCAUUACAAAAACGCUCACCACAAUUUGGGCUCCGCGCUUACUGGUUGCAAUGGAGAAAGCUAUGAGUGAAAAGGAAUCAAUGGGACCAGCUUGCACUUUUGAGUUUGAUGGUGAAAGUUCUGGUUUGCUCGGUCCAGGUGAGAGUCGCUGGCCAUUUAUCAAUGGGUAUGCAUUUGCAACAUGGAUCUACAUCGAAUCAUUUGCUGAUGCAGUAAAUACAGCUACAGUUGCUGCUGCAAUUGCUGCAGCUGCAUCAGCUAAGUCAGGUAAAUCAUCAGCUAUGUCAGCUGCAGCAGCAGCUAGUGCACUUGCUGGUGAAGGUACAGCACACAUGCCACGGUUAUUCAGUUUUUUAUCUGCUGAUAAUCUGGGUAUAGAGGCUUAUUUUCACGCUCAAUUUUUGGUUGUUGAAAUUGGUACUGGAAAGGGAAAGAGAUCUGCAUUGCAUUUUACUUAUCCAUUCAAACCUCAAUGCUGGUACUUUAUUGGUCUUGAACAUAUAGGCCAGCAUGGAAUUAUUGGGAAAGCAGAAAGUGAAGUUAGGUUGUAUGUAGAUGGUUCUUUAUAUGAAAGUCAUCCUUUUGAGUUCCCAAAAAUUUCCAAACCCAUUGCAUUUUGCUGCAUAGGAACUAACCCUCCUCCUACUAUGGCUGGUUUGCAACGCCGUCGUCGUCAAUGCCCUUUGUUUGCUGAGAUGGGACCUGUUUACAUCUUCAAGGAACCAAUUGGCCUAGAAAGGAUGACACGCUUGGCUUCUAGAGGAGGGGAUAUAGUGCCUUCUUUUGGUAAUGCAGCAGGGCUACCAUGGCUUGCAACAAAUGCCCAUGUGCAGAGAAAGGCAGAGGAAAGUGUUCUUUUAGAUGCCGAAAUUGGAGGUUUCAUUCACCUACUCUAUCAUCCUAGUUUACUUAGUGGGCGUUUCUGUCCAGAUGCUUCUCCUACUGGUGCUGCAGGAAUCCUUCGACGUCCAGCUGAGGUUCUUGGGCAAGUCCAUGUUGCCACACGAAUGCGACCCGUGGAUGCUUUGUGGGCAUUGGCUUAUGGAAGUCCAUUGUCUAUGCUUCCUUUAGCAAUAAGCAAUGUACACGAGAAAACUCUAGAACCACAGCAAGGGAAUUUUUCUGUGUCUGUAGCGACUACAUCUCUUGCUAGUCCAAUAUUUCGAAUUAUAUCCACAGCUAUUCAACAUCCAAAGAACAAUGAGGAGUUUGCUCGUGGUAAGGGGCCUGAAGUUCUUUCAAAGAUUUUAAAUUAUCUUCUCCAAACCCUGUCAUCACUUGGUGUUGGAAAGCAUGAUGGUGUCAGAGAUGAGGAACUUGUUUCAGCAGUUGUCUCACUUUGUCAAUCUCAGAAGAUGAACCAUAUGCUUAAAGUGCAGCUCUUCACUACACUGCUCCUGGAUUUAAAUAUCUGGAGUUUAUGUAGUUAUGGAAUACAAAAGAAGCUUCUAUCUUCACUUGCUGAUAUGGUUUUCACCGAGUCUGCAGUGAUGCGAGAUGCCAAUGCCAUUCAGAUGCUUCUUGAUGGUUGUAGACGGUGCUAUUGGACUGUUCCUGAAAAGGAUUCAGUAAAUACUAUUUCUUUAACUGGAGCAGCAAGGCCAGUGGGUGAAGUCAAUGCUUUGGUUGACGAGCUCUUAGUGGUAAUUGAACUUCUAAUAGUGGCUGCAUCUCCUUUGUUGGCUUCCGAUGAUGUCCGAUGUUUACUUGGGUUCAUAGUUGACUGUCCACAACCUGGUCAGAUUGCUAGGGUGUUGCAUCUCUUCUACAGGCUUGUUGUACAGCCAAAUACAUCUAGAGCUCAGACAUUUGCAGAAGCAUUCUUAGCAUGUGGCGGGAUAGAAACUCUUCUUGUCCUGCUCCAGAGGGAGGCUAAAGCUGGAGAUAGUGCUGUCCCGGAAUCAAUGUCAAAGUGUCCUGAACUUCAAAAGAAUGAAACAGAUGGCAGCAGUCAAAUCACAGAACCAUGUCAGGAUGAUGAAGGAUCAGAUGAGAAAAGUGAAGCCAUCUUACAAGACAGUGAUCAAGGUUCUCAAUCUGUUGAUAGUGGCAGUGACCUUGAUCCUUAUUCUCCUGAUGUGAAUAUUGGAGGGAUGGCAUUUACAUCUGAAACUCCAUCUUUCGAGAAUUUGGGAGGCAUAAGUCUAUCCAUCAGUGCCGACAGUGCCAGAAAAAAUGUUUAUAAUGUGGAUAAAAGUGAUAGCAUUGUUGUUGGGAUCAUAAGUCUAUUGGGGGCAUUGGUAGCUUUUGGGCAUCUGAGGUUUGGUUCUCGUGCUGGUCCUGAUACAACAAGUAACCUUUUGGGGGUUGGAUUGCAUGAUGGAGGGGGUACAAUGUUUGAUGAUAAGGUUUCUCUUCUUCUUUAUGCCUUUCAGAAGGCUUUCCAAGCUGCACCCAACAGGCUAAUGACUAACAAUGUUUAUACAGCGUUAUUGACUGCCUCGAUCAAUGCUUGUUCAACAGAGGAUGGGCUGAACUUCUAUAAUUCUGGUCAUCGCCUUGAGCACUUGCAACUUCUAUUGGUGCUUUUGCAUUCGCUUCCAUUUGCGCCCAAGUCCCUGCAGAGAAGAGCACUACAGGAUCUUCUAUUUUUAGCUUGCAGUCGCACAGAAAAUAGAAGCAGUCUGAAAAAUAUGGAGGAAUGGCCUGAAUGGAUUAUAGAGGUCUUGAUCUCAAACCAUGAGUUGGGUCCAAGCAAAUCACCCGACUCAACAAGCCUUGGAGACAUAGAGGACCUCAUACAUAACUUCCUUAUCAUCAUGCUACAAUAUUCAAUGCGACAAAAGGAUGGAUGGAAGGAUAUUGAAGCCACAAUUCAUUGUGCAGAAUGGCUUUCUAUUGUGGGUGGUUCUAGCACAGGAGAACAACGAACUAGACGUGAAGAAUCAUUACCGAUAUUUAAGAGAAGACUCUUAGGAGGCUUGCUGGACUUUGCUGCUAGAGAAUUGCACGUCCAGAAACAAAUUAUUGCUGCGGCAGCUGCUGGUGUUGCAGCUGGGGGUUUGUCUCCAAGCGAUGCUAAGGCAGAGUCUGAGAGUGCCGCUCACCUAUCUGUGGCUUUAGUAGAGAAUGCUGUUGUGAUACUUAUGCUUGUUGAGGAUCAUUUAAGGUUACAGAGCAAACGAGCUUCUUCUUUGCGUGCUACAGAUAGCUCUCCAUCUCCCCUUUCUCUCUUAUAUCCAAUGCCUAAUAACUCAACAUCAUCAUCAACAAUUGGUGGAUCAGCAGAAGUUAUGGGUGAUUGCACAUCAUCAUCUAGCAACUCCGGGGGAGUCUCUCUAGAUGUCCUUUCUUCAAUGGCUGAUGCCAAUGGUCGGAUUUCGGCUUCAGUUAUGGAAAGGCUUGCUGCAGCAGCUGCAGCUGAGCCGUAUGAAUCUGUUUCUUGUGCUUAUGUAUCAUAUGGGUCCUGUGCUAAGGAUUUAGCUAUUGGGUGGAAAUAUAGGAGUCGGUUGUGGUAUGGUGUUGGCCUUCCUUCAAAUACAGCUUCAUUUGGUGGUGGUGGGAGUGGAUGGGAUUUUUGGAAAUCUUCUUUGGAGAAAGAUGCUAGUGGCAACUGGCUUGAACUUCCUUUGGUGAAGAAGUCUGUGGCAAUGCUCCAAACAUUGUUGCUAGAUGAUUCUGGGCUUGGUGGUGGUCUAGGUAUAGGUGGAGGGUCUGGUACAGGAAUGGGAGCGAUGACUGCAUUAUACAAUUUAUUAGACAGUGACCAGCCAUUCUUGUGCAUGCUUCGGAUGGUUCUUCUAUCAAUGAGGGAAGAUGAUGAUGGGGAAGAACCUAUACCGAUGAGGACUAUAAGUAUGGAGGAUGCAAUAUCUGAAGGAAGGAAAUCAUGCUCAGCACUUCUGUGGAGUGUUCUCUCACCCGUUCUCAACAUGCCAGUUUCUGAUUCUAAAAGACAAAGAGUCUUGGUAGCAUCUUGCGUGCUGUAUUCCGAGGUAUACCAUGCUAUUAGCAUAGACCAAAAGCCUCUUCGUAGAAAGUACCUUGAGGCUAUUUUACCUCCAUUUGUUGCUGUCUUAAGAAGGUGGCGACCUGUUUUGGCUGGAAUUCAUGAACUUGCAACUGCCGAUGGUUUAAAUCCACUUAUUGUGGAUGAUCGUAUAGUGGCUGCUGAUGCCCUGCCAGUUGAGGCUGCUCUUGCUAUGAUAUCUCCUGCUUGGGCUGCUGCUUUUGCAUCACCUCCUGCUGCAAUGGCAUUGGCGAUGAUUGCAGCUGGGACUUCUGGUGGUGAAAGUCAUGCUCCUUCAACAAGUUCAACAAGUUCCCAGCUUAGGCGUGAUACCUCGUUGACAGAACGCAAACAGGCUAAGCUUUAUACCUUUUCAAGCUUUCAGAAACCUUUAGAAGCUCCUAACAAAACACCACCCCUACCCAAGAGCAAAGCUGCUGCAAAAGCAGCUGCGCUAGCAGCUUCUCGUGAUCGUCAACGAUUUUCAAGGGUUGGUUCUGGAAGAGGUCUUAGUGCUGUUGCAAUGGCUACAUCUGCACAGCGUAGGAGUGCUAGUGAUAUGGAGCGAGCAAUGCGAUGGAAUAUUACUGAAGCAAUGGGAGUUGCCUGGAUGGAAUGUUUGCAUCCAGUUGAUACAAAGUCAGUAUAUGGGAAAGAUUUUAAUGCUUUGUCGUAUAAAUUUAUUGCUGUUCUUGUUGCCAGUUUUGCCGUAGCAAGGAAUAUCCAACGGUCUGAGAUUGACAGGCGUGCUCAUGUAGAUAAAAUAGCUCGACAUCGAAUCAGUACUGGACUUCGUGCAUGGCGUAAACUUAUACGUCAGUUAAUCGAGAUGAGAAGUCUAUUUGGGCCCUUUGCAGAGAAUUUCUAUAGCCCACCUCUUGUUUUCUGGAAGCUAGAUUUUAUGGAAAGUUCUUCUCGGAUGAGAAGAUGCAUGAAGAGGAAUUACCAAGGGUCUGAUCAUUUAGGUGCUGCAGCUAAUUAUGAAGAAUUUUCAGGGGAGAAUAAGAAUAAUGAUCAGAGUGCUCCAAUUUUGUCGGCAGAAGCGAUCUCAAUAGAGGGUGUAAAUGAAGGUGAACAGAUGGAAACAGAGAGUUUGGAUGCUAAGGUCAAUGACAUUAAAGAUAAAGAAGAAAAUCAGCCUAGAUUUUCUGAAGCAGCUGAGCAAAGUGUACAAGCAUCUUCAGAAUCUUUAGAUACUCAACAUGAGAAUGGUGAAGGUGUUCUUCAGAGUUCUUCAGCCUUUGCACCUGGGUAUGUUCCAAAUGAGCUUGAUGACAGAAUUGUUCUCGAGCUACCAUCAUCAAUAGUGCAACCACUUAGGGUUGUACAGGGAACUUUCCAAGUUACCAGAAGAAGGAUAAAUUUUCUAGUUGAUAACGGUGAGGCCAGCACUACAGGGGAUGGUUUGGAUUCGGGUUCUGUAGAAGGUGACCAAGAAAAGAAUCGCAGCUGGUUGAUGUCAUCACUUCAUCAAGUUUAUAGCCGGAGAUAUCUACUUAGAAGAAGUGCACUGGAGCUAUUUAUGGUGGACCGUUCAAACUUCUUCUUUGACUUUGGGAGUAGUGAGGGGCGAAGAAAUGCAUAUCAAGCAAUUGUUCGCGCACGACCUCCUCAUUUAAACAAUAUAUAUUUGGCAACACAGAGGCCUGAACAACUUUUGAAAAGAAUUCAGCUUAUGGAGCGCUGGGCUAGGUGGGAGAUCAGUAAUUUUGAGUAUCUAAUGCAACUCAAUACACUAGCUGGGCGUAGUUAUAAUGAUAUAACGCAGUAUCCUGUUUUCCCCUGGAUUCUUUCUGAUUACAGUUCAGAGAGUUUGGAUCUUUCAAGUCCUUCUUCUUAUCGAGAUCUUUCAAAGCCUGUUGGUGCACUGAACCCAGAUCGUCUGAAAAAAUUUCAAGAGAGAUAUGCUAGCUUUGAUGAUCCAGUUAUCCCCAAAUUCCAUUAUGGAUCACACUACUCAAGUGCAGGAACAGUCUUAUAUUACCUUGUUAGAGUUGAACCUUUCACCACCCUUGCAAUCAAAUUACAAGGCGGAAAAUUUGAUCAUGCAGAUCGGAUGUUUUCUGAUAUUUCUGGUACUUGGGAUGGAGUUCUUAAGGAUAUGAGUGAUGUAAAGGAAUUGGUUCCUGAGCUAUUUUACCUCCCCGAGGUCCUCACAAAUGAAAAUUCAAUUGAUUUUGGUACAACGCAGUUGGGAGGAAAGCUUGAUACUGUAAGACUUCCAGCUUGGGCUGAGAAUCCAGUUGAUUUUGUGCAUAAGCAUAGGAUGGCUCUGGAGAGUGAGUAUGUAUCUGCUCAUUUACAUGAAUGGAUUGACCUCAUAUUUGGGUAUAAACAACGGGGCAAAGAGGCUAUUGCAGCAAAUAAUGUUUUCUUUCAUGUUACCUAUGAAGGGACAGUGGAUAUUGAUAAAAUAUUAGACCCAGUGCAACAACGUGCCACACAAGAUCAAAUUGCUUAUUUUGGACAAACACCGUCCCAACUUUUGAGGGUUCCUCACUUGAAGAAGAUGCCGUUAGCAGAAGCUCUGCAUUUGCAGACAAUAUUCCGCAAUCCAAAGGAAGUCAAACCGUAUGCUGUUCCAUCCUCGGAAUACUGCAAUCUACCUGCGGCUGCCAUUCACGCAUCUUCAGAUAUGGUUGUGGUUGUUGACUGCAAUGCACCAGCAGCUCAUGUUGCCCGACACAAAUGGCAACCCAAUACACCUGAUGGCCAGGGUAGUCCAUUCCUUUUUCAAAAUGGAAAAGCUAUAUCUGACUCUGCUAGUGGGACAAUUGUACGUAUGUUCAAAGGACCUACUGGGACUGGUGAACAGUGGCAGUUUCCCCAAGCAUUGGCAUUUGGUGUUUCUGGAAUUAGAAGUCAAGCUAUUGUUUCUGUGACCUGUGACAAGGAAAUUAUUACAGGUGGGCAUGCUGAUAAUAGUGUUAGGGUGAUAUCCUCUGAUGGAGCUAAAACCUUGGAAACAGCCUAUGCACACUGUGCACCUGUAACUUGCCUUAGUCUUUCAUCCGAUAGUUACUAUCUAGUCACAGGAUCUCGAGAUACAACAAUAUUACUCUGGAGAAUACAUAGUGUACUUGCAUCAAGCUCAAGUAUGAUAUCAGAAUCUUCCACUGGUACUGGCACUCGGCCAUCAACUAACAAUAGUUCUUCAUCACACUUGUUGCUAGAAAAGAAUCGGAGACGUCGUAUUGAGGGUCCUAUACAGGUACUUCGGGGGCACCACAGUGAAAUACUCAGUUGUUGUGUCAGCUCAGAUCUUGGAGUAGUUGUUUCAUGCUCCCAAACAACAGAUGUUCUCUUGCACUCUAUAAGAAGAGGACGUUUACUGCGAAGGCUGGAUGGUGUGGUGGCUCAUACUGUCUGCCUUUCCUCUGAAGGGCUUGUCAUUACUUGGAACGAAUUGCAGCAUACUCUCAGUACCUUUACUCUUAAUGGGGUUCUGACUGCUACAACAGAAUUGUCUUUCUCUAGCAGCAUUAGUUGCAUGGAAGUUUCUGUUGAUGGGAAAAAUGCGUUGAUUGGAAUUAAUUCUCUAGAAAAUGGUAGAGCCCGUAAUAAUGAUUUGAAUUUGCAGUCAAGUAAACCAGGUAUUGUUGAUUUUAAUUCAGAAUCAGAAAAAACUCACGAAGGCUACAGAAUUGAUGCUCCAACACCAUCAAUUUGCUUCCUGGAUCUGCACACUCUGGAGGUAUUUCAUGUGUUAAAGCUGGAAGAAGGACAGGAUAUCACAACUCUUGCUCUAAAUAAGGAUAACACAAAUCUUUUGGUGUCAACUAUGGAUAAACAAUUGAUUAUCUUUACUGAUCCAGCUUUAAGCUUGAAAGUGGUCGAUAAAAUGCUCAAGCUUGGUUGGGAAGGUGAUGGGCUUACGAACCUCAUAAAAUCAUAGCUUUAGGGCAUACAAAAGUGGAUUAAGAUCUUUUAUACAAUAUAAAAAUUAGGAAUGUUAGCAUGAGUUAUAGAACUCAUGUUUGUAAGCAUUUUUGUUAGAUUUAGCAUAGGGUUCUUUUGCUCUCCCAGCUAAGCUGCAGUAUUAACAUUGACAAGCUUCUUGCUGAGGUUUGAGCCAUUUCAUUUUUGUUCUCCAAUUUUUUUACUGGUGAAAAUAAUAGCUAUUGUUUCUUGUAAUACUUUUCAGACAUUGAGAUUCAGAGGAUUUUGGCUAAGGCAUCAGUCCUUAAUAUUUUCUUGAUAUUUAAAAAAAAUAUUUCAAUGGUUAUUCUUUCA